Molecule: messenger RNA, 344 nt
Organism: Dinoponera quadriceps
Lineage: Eukaryota; Metazoa; Arthropoda; Insecta; Hymenoptera; Formicidae
Exons: 3
Coding region: 36-344 (102 amino acids)
Source: RefSeq, a predicted model, not a curated record
AGUGCAUCCGCGCAGGAACCUCGCCCAGACUCAUCAUGCUGCGAUUCAUCCUCCUCGGCGUUCUCGUCGGCCUGGCGUUCUCGGCGCCCGCACCGAAAGCGGCGCCCAAGCCGCUCACCCUCGUCUCCGAGAUCAAAACGCCGGCGUCAACCACCAAGCUCGCGCCGCUGGUAGCGCCGAUCGCCACACCUCUCAUCGCACCGGUCUCCCGUCUUGCAUACGCCGCGCCCGUUUUGUCGCAGGUAUCGCCGUACGCGUACACCGCGUAUUCCGCGCCGAUCGCACCCGUGGAGAUCCCGUCGAGUUACUCGAUCGAGCAGCACGGCUACCAUAUUACCUACUGA